Messenger RNA from Cutaneotrichosporon cavernicola, 540 nucleotides. RefSeq lists its product as uncharacterized. The transcript has a single exon. NCBI's taxonomy places the organism in Eukaryota, Fungi, Basidiomycota, Tremellomycetes, Trichosporonales, Trichosporonaceae. The coding region runs from base 1 to 540 and encodes 179 amino acids. The record is from RefSeq and is a predicted model, not a curated record.
AUGCUGGAUAACAUCGACCAUCCAUACUUCCUACCCAAUGUCGACGCCUGGUAUAACAAUGCUCGCAUUGCGGCCAUUGUCUGGCGGAACGCCGAGCUCCAACGCCGCGUCAACAGUGCUGUCUUUCACCUCCUCCCGUUCUUACGCGUCACCCUGAACGCAACGGGUGGACAAGGUCGACUUCCGCCCGAGGUCAUGGACCGUAUCGCGGACUUUGUCCCGAACGGCGUCCUCUCCAUGGACCAGGUAAAACGCCUCCGCGAACACGCAACCGACCGCGAAGAGUCGAGACGGGUCGCACAAGCGUUGAAGGCGGGGGGAACCAAGGAGGAAUGGCUGUUCAACGGCAGGUUCUGGUGGGAUAAGGGGUACGAGGCGGCCAGGGCGGAGCUGGGCUACGACAAUACGGCGUGGCCGCCGAUCGAAAAUCGUGAAGCCGUCUUGCAAUUUCUCGCCUUUCCGCCGGUCGUGUCGGCGUGGCCGUAUGACCGGGGCGACGAGGUAAAGGAGAUCAUGCGCAAGCAGGAGAGGAGUGAAUGA